AGGAAAUGAAAUGCGCUAAGAAAAAAUAUAAAUAUUUAAUUGAAGAAGAUCGAAUUGACAUGGAUAAAGUUCUUAAAAAUAUUUAAUAUACUUUAGGUAUUUUGUUUUAUUAGGUAGAAAUUACAUAAUAUGAAUAAAAUGAAUUGUAAAAAAUGUUUUGCGUAGUAAAAGAUAAAAUGCAUUGCUUAGAAAGUUAGAAUUACACAAUUGAAAAAGAGGAAAGAGCAUUAAAAAGUGAAAAUGAUGAACUUUAAUAUUUUAUCCAGGAAAAAAAAUAAAUUCUGAACUAAUUAAAUUCUCUAAUUGAAAUUCAUGAGGUUUCGUAAGAAGAUCAAUAACUUGAUGGAGAUUCUUCAAUAAAUAUAUACCACAUCUUAUAAACUUAUACUCCUAGGAAACAAAAAGUAGGAAUAGAUACGCUUUUAAAUAUUUAGAAGGAAGAAUAAUAAAUAUUACAAUUAAAAACAUUGUUAUAGACUAUUGAAAAUUAAACAGCAGCCUUAAACAUGAAUGAUUUGUUCUGGUCUUGCAUUCGUUGUAAUAAAAGAUUAUAGGAAGGUCAAAAUGAGCAAGUAAAAUUUUUUUUAAUUAUAAGACUUGCAUUUAUCAUUCUGGCAAACUAAAAUAUUAUUCUUGCAGAACUUGUGGAGCUGAUGAAUACUUUACUUGUUGUCAUCAAUGUCGAGAUUGCAAUUCGGGUUGCAAAAUUGGACUACAUAAACCAUGAUUUACUGAUUUGAUUUCCGAUUAGUUUCUUGAUUAUUUAAAAAGACUUUAAUUUAAG
This is a messenger RNA of Paramecium octaurelia, 784 nucleotides long. Lineage: Eukaryota; Ciliophora; Oligohymenophorea; Peniculida; Parameciidae. The record is from the annotation of a GenBank genome assembly.